This is a messenger RNA of Sesamum indicum (sesame), 5579 nucleotides long. Its product is annotated as Tetratricopeptide repeat (TPR)-like superfamily protein. Gene Ontology annotation, cellular component: TRAPPIII protein complex. Gene Ontology annotation, molecular function: protein binding. The record is from RefSeq and is a predicted model, not a curated record. Lineage: Eukaryota; Viridiplantae; Streptophyta; Magnoliopsida; Lamiales; Pedaliaceae.
AGACGCUCAUUUGCAGAGAUCUCUCCACUUCCUCCCAUUCUUCAUUCUGAAGAUCUGAGUCUGCACUCUGCAGCAUCUCUCUAUACAAAACGAGUCAACUCAGCCGAGUGAGCCUUUCGGAGUGCAUCUCGGUCGGUUUCAUCUGAAACAGUCGCUUUCUUGGUUAAUCCGGGUCGAAUCCGUGGAGGAUGGCGGAUCCGGCGAAUACGAAGCUUGGCAGGAUGCUAUUGGACGAGAUCACCCCGGUGGUCAUGGUCCUCCGUACCCCACUCGUCGAAGAGUCCUGCCGGAAAAAUGGCUUCUCCCUGAUUGAAAUGCUCGCCCCUUUCAGCAAUUUUAACAAUAUUGACGUGCCAGUGAGGACAGCUAGUGAUCAGCCCUACAGAUUGAGGAAAUUUAGAUUAAGAUUGUUUUACGGUUCGGAAGUUCGUCAGCCGAAUAUCGAGGCUGCAAAGGAGAGAUUAAAAGAAGUUAUCACUUUUUCUGGCGAUAAAGAUAUUUCCGAUUUGUGUUCAGAUCCACCAGACAUUGAGUCCUUAAUUGCAAUCUCUAAGCAGGAGAUGGUGCCAUCAUGGUUUCAAAAUUUUAACAAAGAGCUGAUUGACGUCGUCGCCUUUUCGGAACAUGAAGCUUUUGAUCAUCCCGUGGCUUGUCUUGUGGCCGUCUCUUCAAAGGAUAAAGAUCCAAUUGACAAAUUUGUUGACCUCUUCAACACGAACCAGUUGCCUCCUCUUCUUAAUGAUGGUGCUAUGGAUCCAAAAAUUCUGAAGUAUUUUUUGUUGGUGCAUGAUAAUCAAGACGGCAUGUUAGAAAAGGCAUCUGGAAUUCUGACAGAAAUGAGGAGUGCAUUUGGUGCGAAUGAUUGUCGGUUAUUGUGUAUAAACUCUUCGACAGAUGGCGCUGAAGAACAUCAAGAAAAUCUAUGGGCAUCUUAUAAAGCUAGCAUUUCAAAUAGCAAGCAGUAUGGUUGCUUCCUUAAUGCUGAUGACAUAGAAGAGUUGAGAAGUACAAUGCAUGAUUUCUCAUCUAAACAUAUCAUUCCACAUAUGGAGCUGAAGAUUCGUGUACUUAAUCAGCAGAUUUCAGCGACAAGGAGGGGUUUCAGAAACCAGAUAAGAAAUUUAUGGUGGAGAAAAGGGAAAGAUGAUGCACCAGAGAAUGCCAAUGGGCCUAUGUACACAUUUAGCUCCAUAGAAUCUCAGAUACGAGUUUUGGGUGAUUAUGCUUUCAUGUUACGGGACUAUGAACUUGCAUUAUCAAACUAUCGGCUUAUUUCUACGGAUUACAAGCUCGAUAAGGCAUGGAAACAUUAUGCUGGCGUUCAGGAGAUGAUGGGACUGGCUUAUUUUAUGUUGGAUCAGUCUAGAAAAGAUGCUGAGUACUGCAUGGAAAAUGCAUUUAGCACUUAUUUGAAAAUUGGGCCAUCUGGUGGACGGAACGCUACACGUUGUGGUAUUUGGUGGGCAGAAAUGUUAAAGGCUAGGGAUCAGUUCAAAGAUGCUGCAGGUGUCUAUUUCCGAAUCCCUGGUGAGGAACCCCUGCAUUCUGCGGUGAUGCUUGAGCAAGCAUCAUACUGCUUCUUGUUAUCCACACCAACCAUGUUACGGAAGUAUGGAUUUCAUCUUGUUCUUUCUGGAGACCUCUACAGGAAAUGUGAUCAGACAAAACAUGCGAUUAGGACAUAUAGAGGUGCUCUUUCUGUCUUCAAAGGCACAACUUGGAGGCACAUCAGAGAUCAUGUCCAUUUCCAUAUUGGAAAGUGGUAUGCAUUUCUUGGAAUGUUUGAUGAGGCUAUUAAACACGUGUUAGAGGUCCUGCCCUGUGGUCAUCAAACCAAGGCAACACAAGAGUUGUUUCUGAGGGAAUUUUUCCGAAUUAUUCAGGAAACGGGGAAAACAUAUGAGGUCCUGAGACUUCAGUUGCCUGUGAUCAACUUUCCUUUAAUCAAAGUUGUUUUCGAAGAUCAUCGUACUUAUGCAUCUACUGCAGCUUCCAGUGUUAGAGAAAGUUUGUGGCAAUCUUUGGAGGAGGACAUGAUUCCAUCACUAUCAGUUAUGAAGACUAAUUGGCUGGAGUCGCAACAAAAGGUUUUACCAAAGAAGUACAAAGAAUCAAAUGUCUGUGUUGCUGGAGAGGCAAUUAAGGUGGACAUUAGUUUUAGAAACCCUCUUCAGAUUCCUAUAUCUAUCUCAAAUGUUUCCCUAAUAUGCAAGCAUUCAGCAGAAUUUGAUGAAACAGAAUCAGAUGCAAAUGGGUUUUUGAUUGAUCAUCAGAAUGACAAGGAAUUGAGGGCUGUAUCAAAUAGUGGGGAGUUCAGCUUAGACACAUCUUUAUUUACUUUAUCAGAAAUUGACAUUUCGAUGCGAGGAGGUGAAACUAUUUUGGUUCAGCUAACAGUCACCCCCAAAAUAGAAGGCUCCUUGAAAGUAGUUGGUGUUAGGUGGAAACUCUCUGGUUCAGUGGUUGGAAUUUGUAACUUCAAUUCAGAUAUUAUCAAAAAGAAAGUCACUAAGGGGAAAAAGAAACCAAAACAGCCCGUGAAAGAUAACCUACAGUUCUUGGUGAUAAAGAGUCUACCCAGGCUUGAGGGUAUCAUUGACAACUUUCCUAAAACAGUUUAUGCUGGAGAUCUCCGCCGUCUUACAUUAGAGUUGAGGAAUCCAUCAAAAAUAGUUGUGAAGAAUUUGAAGAUGAAGAUCAGUCAUCCAAGAUAUCUUAUCAUUGCAGAUCAGGAAGUUAUGAACUCAGAAUUUCCUACUUGCCUUAGAAAGCAGGAGAGUUCGUCAGAAAGUUGCACACAAGUGGAUGCCGCCCGAGCAGCAAGUAGCUUAUUUGUGUUCCCUGAGACAACAGCAAUUUCUUCAGAGACGCCGCUUAAGUGGCCCCUUUGGUUUAGGGCUGCUGCCGCUGGGAGCAUUUCACUGUACAUAACCAUUUACUAUGAGAUGGAAGAUGAAUCAUCCGUUAUAACAUAUCGAACUUUACGCAUGCAUUACAAUCUGGAGGUGCUGCCAUCUCUAGAAGUAUCAUUCUGGACCAGCCCUUGUUCUUCCAAGUUGCAAGAGUUCCUUGUCCGGAUGGAUGUUAUCAACAGGACCAGUUCUGAGAGUUUCCAGAUUCAGCAAUUAUCAUGUGUUGGAGAUCAGUGGGAACUUGUGUUGCUCCAACCAGUGGAGUCUGUCUCGCCUUUGGAAGUUUUAAUUUCUGGUCAGGCUCUGUCAUGCUUUUUCAAGCUAAAGAAUCGCAGAAUAAGACAAAGUACUGAAGAGAACACAUCUUCUCUUGCCACGUCAGGGAGAGCAGACGUGAAACUUGUUGAUGGUGAUUCCAGAGGGUUAUAUGAUACAUCCAUUUCACCUUUCAUUCUUUUCCACCAUCAUGAAAGAGUGCACCAAGAAAGACAGGAACAGGGCCAUGGAGGCACGGUCGACUUUAUCUUGAUAUCUGAGUCAUGGAGUGGCAGUGAUGCUGGGUUAUCAAGGACCACAGAAGUUUUCUCUCAUCAUACGUGUCACUGCAGAGUUGCGAGUAAAAGCCCAAUAUGGUGGUCGAUGAAUGGUCCCCGGUCAGUGAGGCACGACUUUUCAGCUGCUUUCUGUGAAAUAAAUCUUAGUAUGACUGUUUACAACUCCUCAGAAGAUGUUGUAUCAGUUCGCAUUGUCACCCUUGAUUAUACACCUGCAACCAACUCCGCCACCAGUGCUGCCUCAGUUUCUGGAAAUGAAGUGGGUUGGCAUGAUACUUCUCAGCUGAGUGAAAUUAAAGUGACAUCUGAUGUCAUUGGAAGUCGAGGUGGCAAGGCCCCAUCAACGGACAGUGUUUCACCUUUCAUUUGGUCAGGAACAAGUUCAACUCGAUUCAACCUUGAGCCCUUCUCUUCUGCUCAAGUUCCUCUCCAGAUUUGUGUGUUCUCCCCUGGUACAUUGGAUUUAUCGAACUACAUCUUGUAUUGGAAUCUUGUAUCCUCUAGUGAUGGUGGACAUGAUGUGGAUGGACCCAAAGUCUCGUCUGGUACUUGCCAAGGUCAUUCUUAUCAUGUUGCGGUGCUGCAAAAAGAAUGAAUUGAGCUGUGUAAGCUUUUUCCUCAACUCAGGAGUGGAAAAUUGUUUGUAGUAAAUUUUGUUACCUUACAGCCUGUAAAUCACAAUGAUUCAAUGUAUUAUUGUAGCGAUAGAAAAUUUGGAUAAAAAUUCAUCUAGGUUUUUUAACUGGGAGGCAAAAAGAAGUUGCCCCUCCCUUUAAAUAAUCAGAAGGGAUGACUUGUCGCAGAAACCUCUUAUUGACUGUAUAUCUAAGCACUUCACCCUUCACUGCGCAACCAAUUUUGUUUGGAGAAGCAAGAGUUUGCCCUGCUGUUAUGUUAUGUGAUAAUUGUAACAAUUCAACUUCCUUCAGGCUGAAAGCAGCACCUUUCCUCUCUCUGUUCACAUUCCCUACUUCAGUUCAUCUUUUGGGUACUUAUAAAGUUACGAAACUUCCAUAGUUCAAUUUGAAAUUGUGACCCAAAAGAAGGGGAUUGGAGUCGGAUUGCCCGAUUUCCGAUUCUAUUGCUCAAUUCUGUGCGCCCAAACAAAUUUUAACUUAUGUAAAAGGGUAAAUUACAUUGACCGUCCAUGAUAGGUCUAAUUGAUAGGUAAAUUACAUAAUUACAAGAAUAUCUUUUGAGGUUGUAAGUAUAACAUAUGUAAAUACUUCUCCAGGAGGAAAAAAACUUGUACAAAAACCUCUUGAGGUGAAUUACAUCAACACCUUUUUAGGGAAUGGGUGAAAUUUUAUAAAGAGUAAGGAAUGUUUGUAUAAUUAGAUGUAAGAUCUGAAAUAAAAUGUAUACAUAGGUGCCAAACAUGAUGUUUAGUGUUAAAAGAAAAGAAGAAAAAAAAGUAAUGCUACAUCAUGGGGAGAAGUUCCCUUGAAAGCGUGAUUUCCAUCUCCACUUCCCCCCACGUCUUUAUUAUGUUAUUGUUACAUGGCCAUGUUCCGGGCUGCACAUCCAUCCAACUUGCUACUUGAUUUCCUUUGAAGGACCAACAUAUUUUAUUGGUUGAUCGAGCUUUGUAUGACCAGGACCCCAUAAUAUUGUCUAGUCAAUUAACAACUCGUGGAGGAAUGCAAUUUUAAGGUGCUCAUAAUCCUCAACGCGCUUCCAUUCUAUCAGCUGAUGAAAGAGAAUUUAAAAUGGAACUGUUGACUGUGCUUUUAUAUCAAUUGUGAUAGAACAGUAAUGUUGGAUUAAUUAUGCGUCGUAUCCUAAGUGUAGGAGGGAAGCCAGAGCUAGGAAAUUUAAUGCCAGAAAUAAUCAAUCAAGGAUAAAAUGAGGCUAAAUGCCCCUGGAAAUGAAGAAGUUGAACAAAUGAAAAAUGAUUUACCCCUACUAGUAGUAAAGGUAUAUUAUAUGCUAGAAACAACACCCAUCUUCCAACUUCGACAAGUUGGAAGGGGGGACUAGCCCCCGGCCGGGGUACGCGGACACCAACCGUGAACCUCAUCUAUCCCCAAGAAAAUAAAGAAGAAAACAAUAACCUAAAUCGUCAACAAAUAAUAAACACAUCUGGGAGUAGAUACAAUGACAAUAAAAAAAA